UAAAGUUAAUGUUCCUUAACGGGUUUAAGAGGUUAGCCGGCUGGCUCUGACUCAACGACAAACGUUCGCCCAAUGCGCAUCGCCACUUGCUUUAGCCUUUCAUCACAAUAUCUCUGUUUCGUAGAGCCAUCCAUUCUGUCAGUUGCAAGAGUGAAAGCCGAGAUAGAUAGAAGAUGACUUCCACUCUUUAUGAUGAAGAAAAGGUCGCUGCACCUGCCCUCGUCGAGGAGGCGCAGAGAGCCCCCAAGAAGGUCUCUUCCCUUCGACGAUGGGCUCCUGCCAUGAUUGCCAUGGCGGUUGUUGUAGCCUUCAAUGCUGUUAUGCUGGGACCUACUGGAGAACGCAUGCCUGAGCUGAGUGACAAGGCACAACGAAAGCUACAUCUGGCAAAGGCUCGCACAGCGGCUGUCAUGGAGAUGGAUGCGCCACGAAAUGAACGCCGUCUUUCUCGAGGAAAUGGAUUUGGAAACCGAAACCUCGCAGAAGAGGAAGGAGGUGUCAUGGAAUACACACGCCGUCGUCACCGAUACCUUGGGGAAUAUGUUCACAUUGAUGUCUCGGGAGAAUUCAGCGCUUUCGGAAAGUGGUCCGUCUCGCUCAUCUACUUUGCUUUCUGGGUCUUUUUGAUGUUCCCCAACUGGUUUCUCCCAAUCGGACGUCCGGGUAUUGCUCUUGGUGGAGGUCUCUCCAUGGUUGUCUGGCGAUUCGGCUUGCAAUUGAUUGGACAUGGACCCUACUUUGAUGCCGAGCGUGUCAUCAUUAUGGAACCUCUCUUCCUUCUCUUUGGUCUCAUGCUCACCACCAUCUAUCUAGAAAAAAUGGAACGCGGAGGACUCUUCGACAAACUCCGAGACUCUUUGGAUGAUCCCGUCAACUGGAAACGAUCGGCAAAGAUUAUGGCCAUGUCCACCAUUGGCUCGGCAGCUGUCAUGAACGACUCCAUUGUGCUCAUCUUCUCUGGUGUUGUCGUUGAUCUUUGCGUCCGCCACAAGGUCGCCAACUCCCUGCCAUACCUGCUUUCUCUGGCCACAACUGCCAACAUUGGAUCUGCCCUGACAAUGACUGGUAACCCCCAAAACAUCCUCAUUGUCUCCCUUGCAUAUGACGACAUCAAAUGGCUCGAGUUUGCCAGCAACAUGGUUCUUCCCGUUAUUGCUGCCACCAUCAUUAACGUCUUGAUGAUGUUCACCUACUACGGAAGCGAAUUGUUCCCUGGAUCCUCUGGAUUCAUUGAGAACUUUGGAAUCAUGGCCAUGGGAAACCGCACACCCGAGAUGCUUGCCCAAGAACAUGCCUACUACGCCCGUCAAGUACAAGGCAAGGAAGAAGAGGAAGAGUCCCAUUCAUGGUCCCUCUGGUCUCGUCUCCAGAUUAUUGUUGUUACUCUUUUCUUGAUCUGCUUCGCUUGUGGUCUUGAUGUCUGUGUUGUUUCCAUUUGUGCCGGUGCCAUUCUCAUGGUCAUGGCUUCCUACAAGCGUCAACACUACGACCCACGCCCCACCACCAUUCAAUACGAUGCCGAAGGAAACCCACUUCCACCCAAGAAGACUUACGAUAUGGAUGGAAACGAAAUUGAACCCGAAGAGGAAGAGUUGGUCACUGAAUCUGAGACAACUCUUACCGAAGUCGAUUAUGGUCUUCUUAUGCUUUUCAUUGGUCAAUUCAUCUUGAUUGGAUCCUUCGACGAUACUGGUGUCCCUCAAGCCUUUUUCAACUUCACCAUGGGAAGUUGCGCCGACCAGAUGACUUCCGGAGCCUGUGUGUACUGGUUUGUCAUUAUCAUCACAAUCCUGUCCAACAUUGCCUCCAACGUGCCAGUCUGCCAGAUGCUUGCUGCUACAUUCCCCUACGCAAGUCCCUACGAUUGGUUGCAAGUGUCGUACUCUGCUACUAUUGCAGGAAACUUGACCAUGCUCGGAAGUGCUGCCAACAUGAUUGUUGCCUUCCAGGCUGCCAAGGUUGGAGACCGCACGUUCACCUCGGAGCGCCACGCUCCUUUCGGAAUUCCUUCCACCAUUGCAUGUUUGUAUGCCGGAACCUUCUUGCUGUCCAUGGUACACUUCAGUCCAGAAUGCAGUGUCCGUCUGGGUGAGUGCGACUAGAGUGAUUGAGUCGCAUCUAUUUCGCACCUGGCGUUCUUUGAAAUUGUGUCUAGGUCUAGCAACUAUUUAUGAAAUAUAGCAAAAAUUAUUUAUUCUAGAUGAUGAUGGCAUACUUUUGU
Seminavis robusta is the source of this 2221-nucleotide messenger RNA. The record is from the annotation of a GenBank genome assembly. Lineage: Eukaryota; Bacillariophyta; Bacillariophyceae; Naviculales; Naviculaceae.